AUGUCGUGGUUGAGAUCUGCUGUGAGCAAGGCAGUGGAGGUAGGGAACAAGAAGAACCUGACUCGAGCCGUCAAAAACUACGCCGACUCCGUUGUUCACCAAGCCGGUCAAGCCGUCGCUGAAGGAGCCAAAAUCUUGCAAGAUCGUAUUGGGAACAGGAAUUAUAAAAGUGCUAAGCAAACUGCUAAGAGAUUAGAGGAGGCUGCCAUCUCCUGCCGCGGCCUGGAGAGGGUUUUGUUACUGAGAAGAUGGGUGGUUGUGCUUAAAGAAUUCAAUAAAUUAUCAGGAGGUUUUUCGGAAGAUAAACAGACAUCGGUCGAGGAAAAUGUUGUUCCUGAUGAACCAAAGGGUAGUCCAAGAAAAUCAUCGCUGCCCAUGGUUCUGUAUUAUGAUUCUGAUGUUGGGGGUGAACCGUUGACUUUCCGGGAUGUUUUUCUUCAAAGUCAGGCCCUAGAAGGCAUAGCAACGUCCAUGAUUCUUGAAGCUCCAAAUGAGGAAGAAAUUUCUUUGCUCCUGGAGGUGUUUAGGAUCUGUCUAAGUGGAGGACAAGAAGUUCAUAAUGCAAUUGUGAGCAGUAUACAGGACCUGGCUUCUGCUUUUGCAAACUACCAAGAUGAAGUGUUGGUGAAGCGGGAAGAAUUGCUUCAGUUUGCACAAAAUGCCAUUACAGGGUUGAAAAUCAAUGCUGAUCUUGCAAGAAUAGACGCUGAAGCUAUGGUUCUUAGGAACAAACUCGACAGAAUUAUGCAUUCCCAGAAGCCAUCAAGUGAAGAUCAGGAAAAGGUGUCCGAUGAAAAGGCCAAAGCAGCUAUAGAGGCACUGAAAGAAGCUCUUGCUCAGAUUCGAAUUUGUUCCAGAUUGGAAGGGCUUCUGUUGAAAAAGAAAACUUUGAACUUGGGAGACUCGCCUGAGAUUCAUGCUCAAAAGGUUGACAAGUUGAAGGUCUUAUCAGAAUCUCUUGCCAGCUCUACAUCGAAAGCUGAAAAGCGUGUUGUAGAUCACAGAUCGCAAAAAGAAGAGGCACUGAAAGUUCGUGUUGCCAAAGCUGAUGAAGCAAAUGAAAAGGAGAAGGAAAUAGUAGCUGAAGUAUCAGUACUUGAAAAACAAAGAGAUGAACUUGAGGCUGAAUUGAAAAAGGUUAAUAUCUCCUUGGCUGCUGCAAAUGCACGCCUUCGUAAUGCUAGGGAAGAGAGGGAUCAGUUUGAUGAAGCUAACAAUCAGAUAGUUGAGCAUUUGAAAACAAAGGAAGAUGAGGUGUCAAAAUCAAUUGCCGCGUGCAAGGUAGAAGCAGAUGUUAUUAGCACGUGGCUCAAUUUUCUGGAAGAUACUUGGGUUCUCCAGCAAUCUCAAACUGACGUAAAGGAGAAGCAGGUCAAUGAUGAACUGGAGAGACAUGAGGACUAUUUUGUCAAGUUGGCUAUUCGCCUUCUUUCUGAGUACAAGAAAGAGUUGGAGCCUUCUAUCGGCCGCAUAGAGAAAUUUGUGGAAAACCUAAAGAAUUUAAGUGGAGGGUUGGAGGUAGCAUCCAGUGCAGAGAAUGAAGAUUCUAAAGAAUUAAACCCAAGGAAAAAUCUUGAGGAGGAAUAUUUGGAUUAUGAAGCAAAGAUUAUAACCACCUUCAGUGUAGUGGACAACAUGAGAGAGCAGUUUUAUGCUCAGAAAGGGGCAAGCUCUAGGAAAGAUGAUACAACGGUUAAAGAGCUAUUUGAUGACAUUGAAAAGUUGAGAGUGGAAUUUGAGUCCAUUGAGAGACCAAAUCUAGAAUUGGAGACUCCAACCCAUAAAGCAGAUACUACAUCUGAGAAGCCAUUGGGAAGUCCAUCCCACACCUCAACACCAAAAGCAACUGCCCUUAAAUCCAAUGUUGAUGAGCAUCCCAAAGCAUCUGCAGCAGAGACAGAUGAGGUGCUCGAUCCUGCUGCGGAACUUGCGAAGUUCGAGUCAGAGUUUGGGAAAAAUGCUCGAGACUACUCAACAGAGGAGAUCGGUGACUGGGAGUUUGAUGAGCUUGAAAGGGAAUUGAGAUCCGGUGAUACAGCAACAAACAACUAG
Dovyalis caffra is the source of this 2052-nucleotide messenger RNA. Lineage: Eukaryota; Viridiplantae; Streptophyta; Magnoliopsida; Malpighiales; Salicaceae. The record is from the annotation of a GenBank genome assembly.